Messenger RNA from Populus nigra (black poplar), 3216 nucleotides. RefSeq names its product alanine--tRNA ligase, chloroplastic/mitochondrial. NCBI's taxonomy places the organism in Eukaryota, Viridiplantae, Streptophyta, Magnoliopsida, Malpighiales, Salicaceae. Gene Ontology annotation, molecular function: nucleic acid binding; alanine-tRNA ligase activity; aminoacyl-tRNA deacylase activity. The record is from RefSeq and is a predicted model, not a curated record. Gene Ontology annotation, biological process: alanyl-tRNA aminoacylation; tRNA modification. The transcript is spliced from 13 exons. Gene Ontology annotation, cellular component: cytosol; chloroplast; cytoplasm. The coding region runs from base 83 to 3067 and encodes 994 amino acids.
AUAAAAAUGGCCAUUUGAAAAAAUAAGGCAAAAAGAAAAGGCAAAUUCCCUUCUCUUGACCUCCUCACAUUGAGACACAGACAUGGGUGGCCUGAAACUGCCACCACAAACUCUACACGGUAUCCAUGGCGGGAGGAGACCUUUCACUGCUCCAUCUUCAAAACCCGCCUUCACAAUUCAACCAAAUUACAGCUCUUCCAUUUCCACUGGUUUUACUACAAGAAAUGUUGCCCUUUUUUCACCCAGUAUAUUUCCUUGUGGAUAUUUCAUUUUGGAAGGAGCCAGGGAAAGGCGGUUUGGUGCAAGGAAUACACAAGCGUCAGUACAGCCGGUGACUGAGGAAUUGGUGGAGGAUAAGACUAAGGAAAACCCUGUAAGUGGGGAUGCUAUACGUCGUCGUUUCCUUGAGUUUUAUGCUGCCCGUAGCCAUAAGGUUCUUCCGAGUGCUUCUCUUGUGCCAGAUGAUCCCACUGUUCUUCUGACUAUCGCAGGAAUGCUUCAGUUCAAGCCUAUAUUCCUCGGGAAGGCUCCCAGACAAGUGCCUCGAGCUACAACUGCACAAAAGUGUAUUCGUACAAAUGAUGUGGAGAAUGUUGGCCGAACAACUCGACAUCAUACAUUCUUUGAGAUGCUUGGAAACUUCAGUUUUGGAGAUUACUUCAAGAAAGAAGCUAUUCAAUGGGCAUGGGAGCUUUCGACCAAGGAAUUUGGACUGCCAGCUGACAGGUUAUGGGUUAGUGUUUAUGAAGAUGACGAUGAAGCUUUUGAAAUAUGGCAUGAUGAGGUGGGUGUUCCUGUUGAACGUAUAAAGAGAAUGGGUGAAGAAGACAAUUUUUGGACCAGUGGUGCCACUGGACCUUGUGGUCCAUGCUCCGAGCUUUAUUAUGAUUUCCAUCCUGAAAGGGGAUAUAAGAAUACAGAUCUUGGAGAUGAUAGUAGGUUUAUAGAGUUCUACAACCUGGUUUUCAUGCAAUACAAUAAAAUGGAUGAUGGAUCACUUGAACCCUUAAAACAAAAGAAUAUAGAUACAGGUCUUGGCCUGGAGCGUUUGGCUCGCAUCCUUCAAAAGGUUCCAAACAAUUAUGAGACUGACUUGAUUUAUCCAAUUAUAGAGAAGGCCGCAGAAUUGGCAAAUAUAUCAUAUGCUCUAGCCGAUGAUCGAACAAAAAUGAACCUUAAAAUUAUAGGAGAUCAUUUGCGUGCAAUUGUAUAUCUUAUAUCAGAUGGAGUGCUCCCAUCAAAUAUUGGUAGAGGCUAUGUGGUUCGUCGGCUUAUCAGAAGAGCUGUUCGUACUGGCAGAUUGCUUGGUGUAAAGGGGGGUGGAGAGGAUGGAGCGUUUUUACCAGCCAUUGCAGAAAAAGUAAUAGAAUUGAGCCCCCAUAUUGAUCCAGAUGUAAAGGCUAGAGGACAUAGCAUUCUUGAUGAGUUGCAAAGGGAGGAACUUCGUUUUGUGCAGACAUUAGAGAGAGGAGAAAAGCUGCUUGACCAAAUGCUUGCAGAAGCACUAUUAAAUGCUCAAAAAAGUGAAACCUUACCUUGCUUAUCUGGGAAAGAUGUAUUUCUACUGUAUGACACUUUUGGGUUUCCAGUGGAGAUAACCACAGAAGUUGCUGAAGAACGAGGUGUCAAGAUAGAUAUGGAUGGUUUUGAAGUUGAGAUGGAAAACCAAAGGCGUCAAUCUCAGGCUGCACACAAUGUUGUUAAACUUGCAGUUGAAAAUGGAGGGGAUCUUGCUGAAAAUGUUCAUGAUACUGAAUUUCUAGGAUAUGACACACUUUCUGCAAGAGCAGUAGUUGAAAGCCUCAUGUUAAAUGGGAAAUCAGUGAUACAGGUUUCUGAAGGAAGUGAAGUAGAAGUUUUGCUGAACAAGACACCAUUUUAUGCUGAAUCUGGUGGUCAGAUUGGGGACCAUGGAUUUCUAUAUGUUACACAAGAUCAAAGCAAACAGACAGCUGUUGUGGAAAUUAAAGAUGUUCAAAAAUCUCUAGGUAGUGUAUUUGUUCAUAAGGGUACUAUUAGAGAAGGAGUUCUAGAAGUUGGAAGAGAAGUGGAAGCUGCAGUGGAUGCAAAAUUGAGGCAGCGGGCUAAGGUUCACCAUACUGCUACUCAUUUGCUACAAUCUGCACUCAAGAAAGUUAUUGGCCAAGAAACAUCACAAGCUGGUUCACUGGUUGCUUUUGAUCGUCUCAGAUUUGAUUUCAACUUCCAUCGACCACUUCAUGACAGUGAACUGGAGGAAAUUGAAAACUUGAUAAAUGGAUGGAUUGGGGAUGGAACACUUCUUCAGACUAAGGUGAUGUCACUUACUGAUGCAAAAGAAGCUGGGGCCAUUGCAAUGUUUGGAGAAAAGUAUGGGGAGCAGGUGAGAGUCGUAGAAGUUCCUGGUGUGUCCAUGGAACUUUGUGGUGGAACCCAUGUGAGCAACACUUCUGAAAUACGUGCCUUCAAGAUCAUAUCUGAACAGGGCAUUGCAUCUGGAAUCAGACGUAUAGAAGCUGUGGCUGGUGAAGCUUUCAUUGAAUACAUUAAUGCAAGAGAUUCCCAGAUGAAACUUUUAUGCUCCACUCUCAAAGUGAAAGCAGAAGUGGUGACAACGAGGGUGGAUAAUCUCUUAGAGGAGUUAAGGACGGUAAGAAAUGAAGUUUCUGCUUUGCGUGCAAAAGCUGCAGUGUACAAAGCAUCAAUGAUUGCUAGCAAGGCAUUCUCAGUGGGAACUUCGAAAACAAUCAGGGUACUAGUUGAGUCCAUGGAUGAUUUUGAUGCUGAUGCACUCAAGAGUGCAGCUGAAUAUCUAAUGGAUACACUGCAAGACCCAGCAGCUAUAAUUUUGGGCUCCUGUCCAGAUGAAGGUAAGGUGAGUUUGGUUGCCGCAUUCACUCCAGGAGUAGUUGAUAUAGGUAUUCAGGCAGGGAAAUUUAUAGGACCUAUAGCGAAGUUGUGUGGCGGAGGAGGUGGUGGCAGGCCUAAUUUUGCCCAGGCAGGAGGGAGGAAGCCUGAGAACUUGACAAAUGCCCUGGAAAAAGCUCGGACAGAUCUUAUUUUGAUUCUAACUGAGAAGGCAAACUGAAUAGCUCAUAUUCUCCUUUGUCCUUGGAAGUUUCCAUUGGGAAAUUCUUUCUUUUGUAUACUCCAUCUCAAUUGCUUGGUCACAACUGCUGGGCCAGGCAUACUUCCAUAUAUUAACACAAGCAAACAACAACGAAAUAGUUAGUGAAA